Molecule: messenger RNA, 1555 nt
Organism: Didymella exigua CBS 183.55
Lineage: Eukaryota; Fungi; Ascomycota; Dothideomycetes; Pleosporales; Didymellaceae
Product: biotin synthase
Exons: 3
Coding region: 193-1356 (387 amino acids)
Biological process (GO): biotin biosynthetic process
Cellular component (GO): mitochondrion
Molecular function (GO): 2 iron, 2 sulfur cluster binding; biotin synthase activity
Source: RefSeq, a predicted model, not a curated record
UGCGGACGCGCAGACGCGGUAUGUACUAGAAUGCCCCACGCCCGCGGCCUCAGAAGCAGCCACCAAUCAGACGCGCGCUGAACACGGUCCGAGGAUCUUACCCAUCACCCACCAGCAUCCCGUCCCGUUGACCGAGGGGCAUUUGUUGAUUGUCCCGUAAGCACCUUUCACAAACAUAUUGGGAGCUUCAGGAUGGCACAGAGAAUACUUGUGAGGCCAAUUGACCUUAUUCUGAGCACUGCUCUUAGACAGCAAUUUGUUCGUCCCUUCAGCACAGUCUUGGACACUCCAAUCGAUCCUCAAACCCAACAAGCUACCCCACCAGCUGCCCGGAAAUCGUCGGUCUUCAAGGAUGCUGUCAAUGCUACCGGAACUAGAAACAACUGGACAAGAGAAGAAAUCGCAGAAAUCUAUCACACUCCAAUGAUCAAGCUGACAUACGCGGCGGCUUCAGUGCACCAGCGCUUCCAUGACCCAGCUGCUAUUCAGAUGUGCACUCUGAUGAACAUCAAGACCGGCGGCUGCAGUGAAGACUGCUCAUACUGUGCUCAAUCCAGCAGAUAUGACACAGGUCUAAAGGCUACUAAGCUUUCGUCGGUCGACUCUGUCCUCGAGGCUGCACGCAUUGCCAAAGAGAACGGUAGCUCCAGAUUCUGUAUGGGUGCAGCAUGGCGUGACAUGAGAGGUCGUAAGACCAACUUGAAGAAUAUAAAGGCCAUGAUCACUGGUGUCAGAGAGAUGGGCAUGGAGGCUUGCGUGACUCUUGGUAUGGUCGACGCUGAGCAGGCAAAGGAGCUCAAGGAUGCCGGCCUCACUGCGUACAAUCACAACGUAGACACCAGUCGAGAGCACUACCCCAGCGUCAUCACAACACGAACAUACGACGAGCGCCUCAAGACCAUCCAGAACGUCCAGGAAGCCGGUAUCCACGUCUGCACUGGAGGUAUUCUUGGACUCGGCGAGAAGGCCAAAGACCACGUUGGCCUCAUCCAUACCGUCUCAACGCUCCCGGCCCACCCUGAAUCUUUCCCUGUCAAUGCUUUGGUUCCCAUCAAGGGCACACCGCUUGGAGAGACAGAAUCUGUCAAGUUCGACGCAAUCCUCCGUACCAUUGCGACUGCUCGACUGGUCAUGCCGACGACUAUCAUUCGUCUUGCAGCUGGCCGUCAUACCAUGCGCGAGGAGAAGCAGAUCAUGUGCUUCCAGGUUGGUGCAAACGCUGUCUUCACUGGCGAGAAGAUGCUCACUACUGCUUGCAAUGGCUGGGAAGAGGACAAAGCUAUGUUCGCACGGUGGGGUCUACGCCCAAUGGAGAUGAAGGAGACUAUUGGCGAGCAAAUGUCGAUAUCUGCAUAAUCUCUACGAUCUAGCGUUGAAGCCUCAAAGGCUAAAAAGAAUACAUGUCGUUAAAGCCGAGCUCUUACUUGCUCUGGGCUCCCACCUUCUAACUCGAUGUCCUCAGGAUGCUUCUCACACCAUUCCUGCAACGCGCUGACUAAUUUUUCAACCUCUUUAACAGUGUUGCCUGCAUGUAAGCAAACCCUCACUCGCUCUG